Molecule: messenger RNA, 900 nt
Organism: Apodemus sylvaticus (European woodmouse)
Lineage: Eukaryota; Metazoa; Chordata; Mammalia; Rodentia; Muridae
Product: OX-2 membrane glycoprotein-like
Exons: 5
Coding region: 1-900 (299 amino acids)
Biological process (GO): regulation of immune response; negative regulation of macrophage activation
Molecular function (GO): cell-cell adhesion mediator activity
Source: RefSeq, a predicted model, not a curated record
AUGCUUUCUCUUUGUGCACAAGAAUCAGAGUCCUCACAGAGGAUAAAGCACAAUACUAAUGAGACAGCUGUUCUGGGAGAAAAUGUGACCCUCUUCUGCAACUUCACAAGCCUGGCAAAUGUUGAGCAAAUCACCUGGCAGAAAAUCCAAGGCUCUUUGCCUCAAAAUAUUGGCACUUACAGCCACAAAUAUGGAGAAAAGAUUCUCCCACCAUACGUAAACAGACUGCAGUGCAAGAUCCUGGAACCCAGCGCCUCCUUCAUGACUAUCCAAGGAGUGACAUUUGAAGAUGAAGCCUGCUACAAGUGUCUGUUUAAUAUUUUUCCACAAGGCAGCCACGGGGGACAAACCUGCCUUAACAUUUUAACUGUAUCCGAGCUAGUAACUGAACUUCAGUCUGCUCCUGGCUCUGAAGAUCUUCAUAACCUUCAUUGUUCAGCUGUGGGAAAGCCUGCCCCUGGAAUCUCCAUUUACCCUUCACAAGUCACAUUACACCCACCACAAGAGUACUUUGCUCAGAACACCAAUGCCACAGUGACUGUUAUUAAAAUCUACAACAUCUCUUUGAAAACUACGAGGACCUUGGGUCUCCAGAACUUGGUUGUGUCCAUGACUCACCCUGUAAGAAAUGAAGAGAAGAUAGUCUCUUUGCCAGUCAAUCAAGAAAGUACCACGAAUCCUUGUUUAAACUGGAAGGUAACUGCAACUGCAUUCAUCAUUUUGUUUUUAGUUUCAUGCAUCAUCAUUGGAGCCAUUCUCUAUAUUCAUUUCAAGAAGAAAAGGUCAGAGAGCACAUCCGAGCCAUCAUCAACACAGAUGCCUACCCGGCGGCUAUCAUCCACACCACCACCAACAGAGGCUGAGAACCUAAUGAGACAUCGUCGCCAGACAGAGACAUAA